Olea europaea var. sylvestris is the source of this 1608-nucleotide messenger RNA. Its product is annotated as BAG family molecular chaperone regulator 7-like. Gene Ontology annotation, biological process: protein folding. Gene Ontology annotation, molecular function: protein-folding chaperone binding. NCBI's taxonomy places the organism in Eukaryota, Viridiplantae, Streptophyta, Magnoliopsida, Lamiales, Oleaceae. Gene Ontology annotation, cellular component: plasmodesma. The transcript is spliced from 3 exons. The coding region runs from base 158 to 1411 and encodes 417 amino acids. The record is from RefSeq and is a predicted model, not a curated record.
AUUAUUAUUUUUGUUGCAGUCACACCUUCAUCAUUCCUUCUCUUUUUGACUCCCAGUCUCAAAAAGUUCCUUUAUAUUCGUCUUGUCACUCUUCAAAUUCACACAUCAGUUAGCAUAAGCAAUAUCUCACUGGAUUUUCUUAGUGAAGAAGCUAAAAAUGAGCAGAUUCAGGAGAUUCGAGCUUGUUGAACGCUCACCAUCCUACUUUGUUGAAGAAACCUCCAUUUUCGAUCACCCAAAAACCCUUAAAAUGAGCCCACGUUUUUCUUCAUUUCCUGUCUUUGAAGAAGAUGAGCUUGACUUGACUCAGGACCUUUUAAACACUGUCCCAUCCCCAAUUUUUGAUCUCCUUUCACCAUUCAGUCAUUUUGAGAGUAUUACUGAUCUGAUCCAGAUCGAAAAAACCCCGUUCUACACCUCAACUCGCCAAGUCAAGCGCAGAGCUGGGCUUGGCUCGGAUUUCUACUUGCACUCGCUUUGUGAUCGGGUUUCAGCUUUGGAGCUGGGGUUUGGACGGCGGGUGAAGGCGGAGGAGAAGAAGAAGAAAAUCGGGGAGAGGAAGUACACAUGGACGGCGGAGAUUAAGAGUCCGGAGAAGGAAGGAGUUGAUAGGAAGUAUAAAUGGAUGGCGGAGAUCAAGGACUCGAAGGAUCAGAAGAAGGGUUUGGAGAAGAGUUACAAAUGGACGGCGGACAUCAAGGGGAAGGGCGAGGACUCCCCAAUUGAUCGGACGUACACGAUUAAAGUGUCAAAUGCAGGCGACAGUGAUGGAUCGGAGAAGAAAGAGACGAAGAAGAAGGAUGAGAAAGCGAAAGAGAAGGCAAAAUCGGCGGCGCCCAGAGCUCGCAUUGUUGAAAUUGAAGAACCAUCUGAUCAUGGGGCCGUUGUUUUAAGGCAGGCAUUUGCCAAGAGAGUGGAAAAAAGCAAGGGGAAGAGGAAGGUAUUGUCUCCACUGGAUGCAGCGGCAUUGAUACAGUUGAGCUUCAGGGCUUACCUUAUUCGUAGGUCACAGGCUCUGCGUGCGCUUCGGGAACUGGCCAUUGCCAAGACCAAGUUGAAGGAGAUUAGGGCCUUGUUCAACAACUUCUCUUAUCGUCGUCGCAUUUCCCACGAUGCAGAAGAGCGCCAGAGGUUCUCGGAGAAGAUCAUUGUGCUGCUUCUCACUGUUGAUGCUAUUGAGGGAGCUGAUCUGAUGGUUCGAUCUGCAAAGAAGUCUAUGGUGGACGAGCUGGAAGCAAUGCUCGAUGUUGUCGACCCCCAUCCUCCUGGAAAGUCUCUGUCCAUGAGGAGGAGGACAUUUGAUAUGCCUGAUGGUGCCAUUAAUAAGGAACUUGCAGCAGGCGUUGCGCAGGUGGUUCAAAUGAUCGAUCAAGACAUGAAUGGCCCUGAAAAAUUUGAAGCGUGCUUGUAAGUCCAGGUUUAAUGUUGGUGAGUCUGUUGUGGUAGGAAGACAUAUGUUUAUUAAGUAUCAGUACUAUGUUAUUCGGGCAACGGAUUUUAUCUGAUGAGAUUUUCUUUACCACCUGAGAGAGUUUAUAGUCUUCCUCCGUUUGUCUUUGUGUCUGUGGAUGCUAUAAUUAAUAACUAUGUUUUCCUUUUUAUCGUUUA